Molecule: messenger RNA, 6479 nt
Organism: Ciona intestinalis (vase tunicate)
Lineage: Eukaryota; Metazoa; Chordata; Ascidiacea; Phlebobranchia; Cionidae
Source: RefSeq, a predicted model, not a curated record
UAAAACUUAGGGUAAUUUACAAAUAUAAUGACUUCUUUAUCGGAGCAAUUAAGACGUCUUGCGUUGCCGGAAAGUCAGGUUGCUGAUACUUUCGAUAAACGAAUUCCUUCAUUGUUAUUUGAACCUGGUGUUGCUGCCACACUUGACAGAGAUACUUUCUUCGGGUUGGGUGUGAAUGGAUUGGAAGAGCUGUGUCUCCUGGACCCGAAAUUUCGUGAUUUAUUCCAACAAGACCUUUUCAGUGCCCAAGCAAAAGACACAGAGAGGACAACCCAGACUAAACAAUUCAAUAAACAUCUUAAUGAAAAAAUCCAGAGUUUCCUGAUUAGAGUGUGUCCUUAUUUCUUGCUCAAACCUGCAACAAAAUGUAUUGAAUGGUUGAUAUACAGAUUCCACAUCCAUACAUUCAACACAGAUGAUCUGCUGAUGUGUGCAUUACCAUAUCAUGGGACCAACUUAUUUGUGAGGACGGUCCAACUACUUGAUGUAUCUCAUCCUACUAAUAAGUGGUGCUGGCUCUCUCAAGUUAAGAACGAAGGAGUUUCAUUGUCCAACAAAAAUAUUGCAACACACUGUACAAGGGAUCUCGCCUUUCUACAGUUUAUUUGUAAUAUGCUGACAAAUGCUUACAAGGUAGUGCAGGAAAAUCCUGACUGGUCCAUGGUAGUUGUCCUAAAUUUUUACACCACAACUGUGAUGGGUGUGUUACAGAGUCCUAAAAUAUCGGAAACCCUUCUUUCUAAACUGAUGCCUUCAGUGUUAGAGGGUCUCAAAUCAUCAGUGAUGGAGCAUCAGGCAUCUUCUGUCAUGAUUUUGUCCCAACUAUCUGUCAAGAUCACAUUCGAACGGAAAGUACUGUCCAAUAUUAUCAAAUCUGGUUUAAAAAACGUUUCAACCAAACUGGAAAAGGUUUUCUUGCGUGCUAUCUUGCUGUUUUCGCAGAACCAAGAACAGUUUCAGAAUUUGCCGAAAAAAGUAAUACUACAGCUUAGUUCUCAUGGUGGUUUCAUCCAAGAGAUCGUGGAAAUAUAUAGAAGUGGCCGCAUUGAGAAGAUUGUUCAGAUCUUGGUGGAGGUUCUUGUAUCUAAUAUCACGGACUCAGAUACUGAAGAGAAAAUUUGGAAAACUAACAUUGAAGUAUUGACACGAUUUGUUCAAGAUCUUGAUCUGACAGUUAACUUACAGCUUCUUCUUAUGAGAUUACUGGUUGAGAAUUUCACUUCAACUCAAAGCGAUAAAAAGUCCCAAAAGUUCCUUUUAUUUGGGAAACUUCUCGGCCAACUACAGCGGAAAUUUCCGCUCUCGUUUGACAAAGUGAUCUCUGAGUUUUUCUCGAGGGAGGAUGUUGAUAAAACAACAUCCGGACUCCUUCUCUCCAUCUUCGGGGCAUCCGCAAAGCAUCAGUUGAUCCACGAUAGCAGUGUGUCUGUUGCGAUCGGUCUCCUGCAUCCGGAGGAUUCUGUCCGAUCCCAAGCUCUGCGUCAUCUUUCUGACUCAUUAUUCAAAGACCCAACUUCAGAGGUUGUGAGAUUUUCUCAGGACAACGUGAUCCGGAUUCUCGGACUUGACGACUCUCCUCUUGUUGUGGAGGCAGCUUUGCAGUUACUCAGAAAACAUGUAGAUUUAUUCAAGGACGAUCAUAUAGAAGUUUCAAACACAUUGGUUAAUCUGUUCUUCUCUAAAAUAUCAAUUCCUGAUUGGAAGAAAGCUGUUCAAGUUGCUGCACAAGUUUUGACAGUCUUAUCUUCUGCUGUACCAGAUGAAAAUAACGUUGUUUCUAUGCGAACUACUGCAGCAGUGUUGCACAUUCUGCUAAUGAGCCUCACAGAAAAAGGAUGGUCAACACUGGCCGGAAAUAUUUUAAAAUCUGAUUUUUGUCAAAAAAAUUCGUUUUUUGAGGCAAUUCGAGUUGCUGUUCUAAACAAAGGCAAAGCCUCACAAGACAACAAGGUCUCUGCAAAAUUUUUCCAUGACCUUCUUUGCGUUGUCGAGCAGAUAUCGGACUGUGAGAACACACAGUCUAGCAGUGCUGUGUUCUAUUUUCUCUGCACUAUUGGAGUAGAUGACUUGGAACUCCUUACCAUAAUUUGCAACAGUUUGUCUCAAAAGUCAGCCAACCUGAAGCAUAAGUCUUCGUCAGAUCUGUCACUUAAUGAUGGUUUCUAUGAUCUUUUACAACAACCUGAAACACCGGAUCGUGACAUCAUUUCCCUCCACUUUGACACGCUACGAAAAUUCCUGGAGUCGGUUGUUUCUUUAAAAAGUGACAUUUCUAUUCCAUCUUUUCCCCAACUUGGAACUUUGCUUCAAAACGCAAAACGACUCGACUUAACAACCCCGUCCAAAAUUUCUCUCCUAACUAAAACUUUUCUAUCUCUCCUAAACCUCUCCGAGUCCGCUAAAACAGGAUACGAAAACGAUGAAAAAUUAAAAUCUCGCAUCACAGCUUCCGUCAAUAGCCUCAUCAGUCUCUUCCUCAAUGAAGUCCUUCGGAGCCAAUCUCUUCUGGACUUCCUCCCUAUCUUCCUUUGUGAGGAGUUCAUUAAUCCUUGUCUCUCUUCUCCAGUAACCUGCUUACAAACUUUAAACAUUUUGAAAGUUUUUCUUCACGCUACAAUGAACAAGGUUCCAGCAAAGGCCACCAUUGAUGCCUCCCAUCCGAUCCUUCCAUGUCUUCUCCUCCUCUGCAGCUCCAACCACCACAACAUCAGGAGGAUCAACAUGGAAAGCAUCCAAUGCGUUUCUUCCAUGAAAACUAACCCAGUGUCCAGUCUCAUGGUUCAUCUCACAAAACAUGCAGAGGAAUUGACGUCAGAUCCUGAAUAUAUUCUACAGUGUUUUGCCAACUAUUUCAAUGAAAAGAACAAACCAGCAAUCAAAAAAUCAAGACAUGGAUUGUUGAAAACAUUGGUGCAAAAUAUGGUCAAUGAAUCUGCAGUAUCAAAGCUGGGAGUUGCGUUUAUGACUCGAUGUAUUAAUAAGGUUGACCCUUUUCAUUUUGACCCCUUGUUGCCAUUGGUUACUACUUUUGUCGACCAAUCAAACGUGAGAACACUCGACGAAAACGAAGCUCUCUUAACCACCGAGUGGUUGCAAAAACUCACUCCAGAUUCAUUGAACGAAACUUUGAAACGAGAAUUAUUUUUCAAAGUUCUGACGUUUCAAACCGAAGACAAAAGUUCCUAUUUACCACAAAAUGUGGUUUUCAAUUUAAUCACGAAACCAUUCUACACAUCGUUAUCUGAUGAAAUAAAACAACAACUUAUUUCAACAUUACUUGAUAUUGGCCAAUCCACUGCUAACCCCGAUGUCGCUAAGAUGGUAUUUAAAGUUUUUAAGGUUAUACCAUUGAGGUCAAAUUACAUCAUAAAAGAAUUGAAGAAAAGUUUCCCAUCAAUUGACACCAAAUCGACUGCACCUUCCGGUGUUAUUGCUGCAAAAAGAGCUCGGCUAAGUAAAUCAACAAGUUCAGAAUCUGGAGAAGUUUCUGAAACGGAAACUCCAACCUGGAAGAGAAUGAUCGUUUUGCUCGAAGUUCUUCAGCAUAAGAAGAAAAUUAUCAAACCAAAGCUUUUGGUCGCACAUCUCUUUACUGCCCUCAACUGGAUGAUUGACCUUCAAACAGGAAAUGAUGUUAUUGAUUACGGCACACAGCUCGUACUAGGAGCUCUACAUAAUGUUUUCAUGAUUGCUAAAUCAAAACUUGGAGCAAAAGAUGACACGGAUAUAAGAAACAGUUUGAGGGUUGAGUUAUUGGUGAAAUGCAUUCAAACAUCAGGCAACACACAGACUUGCCAACAUGCUGUCGUACUGCUUGCUGAAGCUGCUUCUAUUUGCCCGGAGAAACUUCUUCACAGCGUAAUGUCCAUCUUCACGUUCAUGGGAAGUAACUUGCUGCGUCGUGAUGACUCGUAUUCGUUUCAAAUUAUUACGAAGACAAUUCAUACUGUAGUACCUGCUCUGCUACAGCAUAUGGAAUCAGCCACCAGUGGUAUAAGCAAAAACACAGUGACCGAUAUAAUUCGUGUGUUUGUGGAUGCUCUGCCACAUAUACCACCACAUCGAAGGUUGGUUGUAUUUGAAGAACUGAUCAACACAUUAGGAGGGAACGAGUAUUUGUGGCAAACCCUCCUUCUAUUGGUGGCAAGUCGUGCAAAUAAAAUUACUAAAACGUCCCAAGAAGAUGAACAGGACAUCUUGAGCGGAUCAGAGGAAGAUGUUUUUCUCCCAAGUACAGUGGAUGCUCUAAUGGAAGUUUGCUCCUCCGUUUCCAACCUCUUCCCUGAUCAUCUUCAAUUGGAAUCCAUGGUCCGGAUGUUGAAUUUCAUCUCGCUCGUUCCCGAUGAAAAUGAUCCAAAGCAGAAGAUCGAUCUCAACCUCCCAAACCUCAUCGAUGUUCCGAAACAAUCUACUUCCCAUCUUCGACGUUUGCAUCUUGCUGUCGUCUCGUUUGCAAGCCAUCUCUUGUCACUAGAGGGGGGUAUUUCAAACUCGUUUAAACUCGAAAAAUCCAUGGAGCAUGACGCAGCAGAAAAUGCCACAAAAAUGCUGACUAAGUUUCAGAGUCUUUUAGAGACGGCUCUCUCCUAUCUAUCACAAACUACAACAGCUGUAUCAAACACACACGAUGAUAUGACAAGCAGAUAUUACAGGACACUACAAAACAGACUCAACUCUCUGCUUGAUAAGAUAAACAAUCUACUUCCCUCUGAUACCUUCAUGCUCGUAGUAAGUAGUAUUCUACAUGAACAAUCAUCCAACACUACAGUGCAUAAAGUUAUUGAGUUAUUUAACGACAGAGUUGCACACACUAAACACACACUGACCCCUGAUCAGGAAAAUGUGUUGCUUCAUAUUUCUCGUCAACUCAUUGUGUUGUGCGGAGACCAUGGCACCGACAACCAUGGCAUGCGUGCCGUGGCUUACACAGGUCUGCGGCACGUAGCACGAAUGUGUGGCAUCGGAUGUGCCACGCACCUCAUUCCAAUCUUAUCCAUGAUAUGUGACAUCACAAAAGAGAAACAACCACCUAUACAGGUUAUAUCAUCUGCCAUGCUUUGUUUGGGUGAAUUAUUCAGCACAUUGAAAGCUCACUGCAUUAGUCACUUACCAAGCAUUGCCCCAUGUCAUUGUGAUGCUUCUUCACCAAUCAAAAUCAGAGAAAAGUUACCACAUGACGGCAUGUAUAUUAUCAGCCUAUCAGAAGUUAGUAGACACCUUACCACAUUUCAUCAGUCCUUACCUGGUUGGGUUUAUUUCAGAGUUGAUCUCUGCUUCACCUGCUGCUCUUGAGGAUCAUCCAGAUGUUGAUCCGGAUGCAGGAGAGCCAUCUCGAAAGAAGAGGAGGCAGAGGACAAACAUUGGAGUCCAUUUUACUCCGGAUCAUUUGGCAACGAAAAUCUCUUCUGUGUUGAAAGCUAUUGCUGGGAAAGUCCCUGCUAGAGUACUGGUACCUAUGUUUACCAAGUGCUAUGAAAAAAUAAAUGCUGAAGAAUGGCAUUCUGUCCGUGUAUUGCUACGUAUGGUGGCACACCAUGUUGCAGUGUUGACCAAACAUGAUCUCAGUCACUUUGCUUUACCACUGUUUGAUUUCUACCUGGAAACACUGGAAUAUAGAGACAAUAUGACCAUGGUUGAUAAGGAUGAAGUUGAUUCUGUAGAAGAAGUUUCGGUCAAUGGAACAAUUUCCCUUCUUCUUAAAUUACCUGAAGCUACUUUCAAACCUCUUUUUGUAAAGUUGAACCACUGGGGUUGUUCUGAUGAUGCCACACCAACAAGAACCACCACAUUCUAUCAUUGUACUUGUGUUAUGGCUGGCAAACUUAAAAGUCUUUUCUCUCUCUUUGCUGGCCCUCUCCUAAGUCACAUGAUGGAAUCGCUGAAGCAUGAAGAAAUUGAUCCAGAAAAUGUCACUCGAUGUCGCUAUGUAGUUGAGACAUUUAAACUCACACUGCUUCACUCAAGUUCAAACUUUAUGACGCAACAAAGGUUUGAUAUGACAGCGGGCGUGUUGGUUGAUCAGCUGGAAAAAUCUCAACUAGACAAUGAAAUGCUACAAGAUUACAUCAUCAAUUACAUCAUACCCUGUAUUGGCCAACUGGUGAUGUCAUCAAGGAAUGAUGUUGCCUGGCAACCACUAAACUACCAGAUUUUGCUCAAAAUGCGUCACAAAAAUCCAGAGGUUCGGUUACACGCACUAGAAACCUUGCUAGUAGUUGCAGAGAAACUGGGAGACGAUUAUAUGGUUUUGUUGCCAGAAACUAUACCUUUCCUAGCUGAACUCAUGGAAGAUGAAAAUGAUAAUGUUGAAAAGCGCUGUCAUGCAGUGAUCAAACGAAUGGAAGAAGUCUUAGGAGAACCACUACAAAAAUAUUUCUAAUUCCCCUUAAGGUCUGAGACGCCCUUGAAAUUCUGAUAUCAAGAUUUCUUUGUUGGGAGGUUUUUUAUGCGAAGAAAUAAUUUCAAAACGUUUCGGAUUU